Messenger RNA from Phlebotomus papatasi, 1788 nucleotides. Its product is annotated as zinc finger protein 260-like. The record is from RefSeq and is a predicted model, not a curated record. The transcript is spliced from 2 exons. Gene Ontology annotation, molecular function: zinc ion binding. Gene Ontology annotation, cellular component: nucleus. Bases 336 to 1766 code for a protein of 476 amino acids. NCBI's taxonomy places the organism in Eukaryota, Metazoa, Arthropoda, Insecta, Diptera, Psychodidae.
UCUUUUACAAUUCUGUUACAGAUGAUAUGACCAAAUGAAUGAUAUACCUAAUAUUAAUAUACCCUUUGUUCAUUUUGGAGAAACUUUUCAAGAAUUUUCCACAAAACCAAUAUUUUUGAUUUUUAGUCUAUCAAAAUAUCAACGGAUGAUUACGAAUUUGAAUGUCUUCAUUCUCAAUACAACGCUCCUAGUGUAUUUUCUAUAAAUUAAUUCUCAAAAUAAAUAAAAGUCAGCUGUGCGACUGAUUUUUAUCAAUUUGUUUUGUUAGAAACAAAAAUAUAUCCUACGUUUUUCUCUGCAAUUUAAUUAAAAGAAAACGUAUAGCGUGGGCAAUCAUGAUCUCAGUAAAUGAGAAUAUUCAAGGAAAGUGCCAAAUAUGUGAAAUCAAGCAAGAAAGUCUCAUUGAUAUUGAGUCCAAAGAGGCUGGUGACAUCGAGGAAAAAAUUCAAGCAAUUACUAAUUUUGAGGAUAAGGACUGCAACUGGUUAAGAUUUCUAUGUAAUUGUUGCAAACAGAAACUAGAUGAUUUUUGGGAAUUCAGAAAUCUAUGCAAGAACGCAUAUGAGAAAUUCUUGGAAAGUUUUGAUGAAGUUGAUAAAAAUUCUACUUUAAUAUCAAUUCCUCAUUCACCACAGACACCACAGGCAUCAAAUGUUAAUUCAAGGGGAGCAACUUGGUCAAAUGAAUAUGGUGGUUGGGAUAAAAAUAUUGGAAUAGCUGAAAUAGAUUCCAUUAAAGAAGAAUGCAUGGAAACACCAAAUGACAGUGAUCCUUUGGACAUGAAUGAAUGUGAUUUAGGGAUGGUGGAAUGCAAGGAUGAUCUUGAUAUAGAGGGCCAAAAAACUGAGACUCUAAGCACUUUAAAAAUAAAUUCUUUUACCUCAUCUCAACGGAAAAAUUGCGAUAAAAUAAAACAAUGUAAAAAGAGAGAUAAGAAAAAGAAAACUUCUGCAAAAGUUAAAGAAAAGCUCCCAAAAACACCAAAAAAAUUGAAGUCCAAAGAAAUUGGACCAUUUACCUGUGAAAUUUGCAAAAACGCCUAUGCACAAAAAAAUACUCUUUAUAGACAUAUCAGUUUGGUCCACAAGAAGACGCAGGUUUCCUUGUGCGUAACUUGUGGCAAAACCUUUCUUUCAUAUUACAGACUAGCACGUCAUGUAUUGGUCCAUGAUGAAAACAGAAUCCGGGCUCCAUGCAAAAUAUGCGGCAAAACCUUUUCGACAAAAGAAAAUGCCAGAAAGCACCUUAAAGCUGUUCAUCUCAGGACACUAAAGCCACAGAAAAUACGAUGUUGUCGCUGUCGUGAUUAUUUUGAGAAAGAUGUCUAUGAAAAGCAUCUGAAGGAUGCUCAUGGAAUAAAUCGAUCUAGGAUAUCGCAGAAAAUGUAUAAAGGUUCUCUGAAAUGCAGUUUCUGUCCAAAGGUAUUUAAAGGCAUUGAGUGUCUGACUAAUCACGAAAAUGUCCAUCGAGAUCUAAGACCAUUUAUUUGUGAUAUUUGUUCAAAGGCAUUCAGACAAAAAGCCCAUUUGCAAACACACAUGAAUUGCCAUAUUAAAAAGAGAUUUCCAUGCGAUUCCUGUGAUAAAUCCUAUACGCAUCCAUACACACUUAGGAUUCACACAAGGAUCCAUACUGGAGAGAAGCCAUACCAAUGUCCUUACUGCCCUGAACGAUUCAACGAACAAAAAAAAUCCAAAAAACACAUUUUAAAAUGCGCUGAAACUUCUAAAAAGGCAAAUUCUUCUCCAAAAAUUAUUGGGAACUGAAUAAAAUUAAAAAUUUGUCAAA